This is a messenger RNA of Cyanidioschyzon merolae strain 10D, 762 nucleotides long. RefSeq lists its product as hypothetical. The transcript has a single exon. The record is from RefSeq and is a predicted model, not a curated record. Bases 1 to 762 code for a protein of 253 amino acids. NCBI's taxonomy places the organism in Eukaryota, Rhodophyta, Bangiophyceae, Cyanidiales, Cyanidiaceae.
AUGUUUAAAUCUAAACUAUAUCGACGCUCUUGGCGGAAAAGGCGACAAGAUAAUCAGCAGAUCCUGAGAAAUCGGGUGCUCAAACGCAAGCAGCAGGGGCAGGAACAGCAGCAGGAACAGCAGCAGGAACAGCAGCAGGAACAGCAGCCCUGGCGACUAUGCGCGGACGUGCACGCCCUGUUCCAUCGCCUGAGUGAGCACAACGCCCCCGGCGAGAAAGAUAUGGCACACGCUUCUCCUAUGCAAUCCAUUACGAGGCCCGGUUCGUUGACAUGUACCAGUCCGGCGCUUCGCAAAGUUCUUUCUGAGACCCGGGCAGAACUUUUUCGCACGCGGGAUCGUCUCCGGGAGACGCAGCAGCAGGUCCGUGAACUGGAACAUGAUCGGACGAGCCUCGAGCAGGCGCUCAUGCGUGUCCUUGAGUUGGAUCAAGUCCUCCAGAAUGGGCAGACGCCAUUCCGUGCUUCCCACGUCUGGGAAACUCCACGAGAGGAUCGAUUGUUUUCACGUGUCGGGGUGGCGAGCACCCCAUGGCUGGAGCGGAGCACGGUGUGGUUCUCCCCCCGAGAACCCAACUCUGCGAAACGAGCGUUGAUCAUUCAAGAGGCCCUCGAGAAACGAUUUCCUCAGGAAAGGGCCCCUCGUGACGAAUGGGACUGUUCACCUGUUCUCCAAACGAGCGAUCUGACAGCGGACCACAUUUCUUUACCUAGGAAUGACACAUCCGCAGCAUAUGAACACUUUGCCGAUCGAUCUAUAUGA